AUGCCCAGUGAUAGAGACGAAGAAUUGCCCUACAUUACAUCAGAUGAAGUCAAUGACUAUCUAGCUGAAUACACAUUAGAAGGUAAAUGGUACAAGGUCGUUGAAAUGUACUAUGAAUUCCACGAUGCUCACACCGCAAUGAUCAACGAAUCAGUGGGCACAGCACUACACGUGGCCGUUGAUUUGGACGAAGAAAGCGUUGUUAGGGAUCUUAUCAACGCAAUCAUAACUCAUCACGUUAACAUUAAGGCUCUGGAAACGGUGAACGAGCGAGGGGAUACCCCUCUACACGUGGCAGCAUCAAGGGGCUUUGCUAAAAUAUGUAGAUACAUUAUAGGGGAAAAUAAUGAGAGGAUAUAUUUGGCGAGUAGGAAGAACAAACAUGGAGAGACACCACUGUUCCAAGCUGCUAUUAACUGGCAGAAACAAGCCUUUGCUUAUCUCUCUCACAUUUCCAGAAACAGUGCUCCUUUGGCUGAUCUUGUGCGUGACAAUGGUGACACCAUUCUUCACUGUGCUAUUAGGAGAGAAUAUUUCGAUUUAGCAGUGACAAUAGUGCAUUAUUAUGAUUUCCUAAGCACACAUAUGAAUAAAGACGGAUUCACUCCUCUCAAAAUCCUAGCCACUAGGCCAUCGGCUUUCAAAAGUGCAAGCCACCUUUCAUGGUGGAAGCGAAUCCUGUACCACUGUAUACUUACAGAACCACUGGAUCCUGAAAAAGCAAUGAAGUCGAAUUUGGGAAAGAUGGAGAAGCGUCCGAAUUCUGAUAAAGAUAAAUAUCCAAAGAACUACGCCACACUAUAUGACUUCUUCUCUGAAGCGUUCAAUGUUGGUUCUCUAUUAAUUGGCAAAAUACCUACGAAAAAGAAUAAGCAUGACACAGAAGACCCACCAAACAAUAAACAGACGAACUGUACAAUAGGAUUCGGAACUCCUCAUGAGGUUGGGUUUUUGCCACCAAACUAUGAAACUUUUCAACAAUUUGUCAAGAGUGCAUACGUGCAUAUUCUUGGACUGUCAGGAGUGGAGUUAAAGGAUGUAAAGAAGAUAAAAAAGAGGCAUCAAUGGAGUGGUCAACUCUUGAAGGCACUAAUGAAAAGACCUUAUGCAGCAUACACUGGGGGUGGAGGUGUACCCACUGAUAUCAAAGUUGAAGCAGAUAUGUAUAAUGUUUAUAGCCAAUAUAAGCAAGGAGAAAUUAGCAGCUUGGAAUGGUUGGAAGAAGAUGAAGAAACACCACAACAAGCGAGUGGUGGAAAAACAGAAACUUCAAGUGGAAGUGACACAAAGAAGGAAAUGGAGCUUGAAAAUGAGAAGAAAAUAGACAAAAAGGAGACACCAUUUUUGGUUGCAGCAAGAAAUGGAAUAGUUGAAAUGGUGAAUGAGAUUCUAUCUCGAAUACCAAGUGUCAUCCAUAACACAAACUCAAAGAAAGAAAAUGUGUUGCUUGUGGCAGUGGUGAACAGGCAACCCCUUGUUGUUCAGAGUUUGAAAAUGAGAAUGGAGUCAAAACGAGAAGUUUGGAAUAACUUACUUUUGGCAGUAGAUGAAAACGAGAACACCAUGUUGCACUUGGCAGCAUACGCUCCAGGUGGUGAUAAGCCAUGGCAGAUAGCUGGAUCUGCCUUACAAAUGAUGUGGGACAUAAAGUGGUUUCAGUAUAUCAAAAGCCUCGUACCACAACACUUCUAUUUUAGAAGUGACAGAGAUGGGAAAACCGCUGGGGAAAUUUUCAAGGACUCGCAUAAAGAUCUUGUAAGGGAAAGUAGUGAAUGGCUGAAGGAGACAUCUGAAUCAUGUUCUGUUGUAGCUGCACUUGUUGCUGGUGUUUCCUUUGCUACAGCAAGUGCUAUCCCUGGUGGCACCAACGACGAGGGUAAGCCUAAUUUAGAAGGAAAGCCGGCAUUUGAUGUAUUCGCUAUUGCUUCAUUAGUUGGACUAUGGUUCUCUGUCACUGGUCUCAUAAUGUUCCUUUCGAUACUCACUUCUCGAAAAGAAGCCAAAGAUUUUCGCAAAGACUUGCCACUGAAACUUCUUCUUGGCUUAAGUUCUCUCUUUGUAUCCAUUGCUGCAAUGUUUGUUUCUUUUUGCACUGGUCAUUUUUUUCUGCUUAGUCACAAGUACAAGAUGGUGUUGUACCCCGUUUAUGCAGCUACUAGUUUGCCUGUGACUUUCUAUGCCGUGGCACAGUUUCCACUAUACUUUGAUCUUCUAACAGCAAUUUUAGUUAAGGUGCCACUGGCGAGCGAUAAAGGUGACAAUUUAUAG
This is a messenger RNA of Abrus precatorius (Indian licorice), 2268 nucleotides long. RefSeq lists its product as uncharacterized. The record is from RefSeq and is a predicted model, not a curated record. Gene Ontology annotation, molecular function: protein binding. NCBI's taxonomy places the organism in Eukaryota, Viridiplantae, Streptophyta, Magnoliopsida, Fabales, Fabaceae. Bases 1 to 2268 code for a protein of 755 amino acids. The transcript has 8 exons.